GCAGGUGCAUUGAGUUCAACGGCCACACUUCGCACCCAUCGCACCCCCUGCGAUGGCUGGGCCGCCAGAGGCGCUGGUUCUGCACGCUCUGUGCGGGCUCCGCCACGGAGAUGGUCUCGGACAAGCUGCAGGCACCCUGCCGCCUCCGCCCCACCUGCGAGUCGAGGAGGUACCUGCUGAAGAGCUGGACCAAGCUUGCAGACGCAGAGGAGUGGAGGAUGUGGCCAGACAAGCAGGAUGAGAUUCGAGAGAGACCAGGAUGGUCAGAAACGGUCGCGGACCCCUUCGCUGAUCGUGAAGAUCACAUCGAAGAGGAUCAGCUGCCGCAAUCAACAGAAGGCCUCGAGGCGGAGGUCCCUGACGAGCCCAGUGAGCAUGGCGCGGGCUUCGUGACCAACAUUGUGGUAGACAGGACCUCGCAACUAACAGAGCGGACCCACACUCUGGGAAACCGACAGACUGAACCCGAGGGGGAGGGCUUGGCCCGCGGAUGCCACGUGAACCGCGAACACAGCGAGCGACAUAGUCGGGGGACCUCGCCCGAGCCAGAGGGCAGCAGCAUCGAGGAUGACCUGAAGAGAAUCCGAGAGGUGGCUGCUGGAGUGAUCGAGAAUGGCGGCCACGCCGCGGUGCUCGACAGCGACCAG
Messenger RNA from Prorocentrum cordatum, 647 nucleotides. NCBI's taxonomy places the organism in Eukaryota, Dinophyceae, Prorocentrales, Prorocentraceae. The record is from the annotation of a GenBank genome assembly.